CGUGACCACUCACCCACCCAGCAUGCGGCCUUCUAACGAGUCUCUCCGUCCUCUCCCUUCCCUGGCAUUAAUGCCAUACCUACCUGAUGCUUCCCUUUGCAUGGACCAGCUGCAUGCACCCACCCCCUCUGCCCAAGCUGUCCACGGCUCCUCCCCGAUGAACCGCGCCCCUCACACUAGUACGCCCUACCUAGCUACGCUGCCCAGGCCUCUCAUCUGUUCGCCGCCCGCGCCGCUAGCCUCGCCGCCCGUGCUCCCGGUUCCCAACCAAAGUCCCAUCGCCGCUGCUGCCGUCCUCUCGCCCUUGUACCGCGACGCCCUCCAUUCUCCUAAAAAGAUGGCGCCCAAGCCUUCUCACAGUCUCGACCGGCCCGGCGUUAGCUCUGUUCGUGGCCUAUUUCUUCGCCCCCUUUGCCUUCCCUCCAUCCAUCCGCUCCAAGCCUCUCUGCUUUCGCUGCCUUGCAAGCGACCACCUCGUCCAUGCCUGUAGAGACCCCGUGCGCUGCUCUCGUUGUGGCUGCUCGUGUCACCAUAGCUUUGAGUGCUCCUCUAGCUUCCCCCUUGCCCUCCAGCAUCUCCGCCUGCUUGCCCACCGCCUAGCCAUGGCCUCCCCGACGCGUGUUGCUGCUUCCGACGACACCAACCCUGCCUCCCAUGUGCUGUGGAUUGGCUCUCAUCGCAUAGUCCUCAACGAGCCGGUCGCUUCCGUUCCGCGCCUCGUGCGACAGGCCUCCUCUGACGGGGACUCCGCUCUGCUGUCCCAGCGGGCGUCACCGCGUCAUGAUGGGGUGACAUCAGACGAUGCUGCCUCUGCGGUCCGUGGCCCCCCGCGCCCUGAGUCCUCCCUCUCAUCCUCAGCCUCGUCGCCUGGCCGCGCCCACUCCACCUACCCGGACAUCUUCGUCCCGUCCGGCCUCGUCCACGACGCCGGCCGCUUCUGCUUCGCCCAUCUCGACACUAUCGUCCUCGAGCCCUAUGACUUCAUCCGCUUGGCGGUCGAGCACUUCGCCGACAACCCGACGUUCCACUACGCGGCUGCGACGGGGUACUCGGCCCUCCUCGUCUUUGACUCUCACGCCGACCGGGAGGCUGCCAUGGCUCACUUCCCGGCCAAGUUUGCCGUCGUUGAGGUCUCCCUUCUCCGUCCUGAGGAGACGGACAAUCGCGCCUCCACCCGCUACAACCGCCUGAUCGAGAUCGAGGCGAAAAACUUCCUGCUCGAGCUGUGGCACCCCCAAGGGGCGAACUUUGUGUUCGGCCACUUUGGGGUGCUGUGCUGCGUUGAUGAGGGCUGCUUCAACGCCGGCGACUUCACGGUGAUGCGUGCCUUCCUCCGUGUGGAAGCCGACUACUCCAUCCCCGCCGGCUGCCUUCUCCGCCUCCCCCCCAACCAUAUCGUUGACGUCCCCUUGAGGAAGAUCAAGACUUGGACCGUGUUCGAGGAUCUCACGGCCCCCCUUGACGGGGAUGACGGCGACCACAACAACGGGGCACCCCACAUUCACGGUGCGUGGAGGUGGAACUAUGGCCACUCCGGGCCUUGCCCGGGCUCACACGCGUCCCACUCCAUGCCGCUGCCUUCUCCAUGCAACGGCUCUCCUGCUCCUCCCCUCCAUGACGGGCCUCCAGUUGACGACCUGCACCUUGAUGGGGCUAAUGCUGCCAUCUCUGAUGGCGGCGUCGGCCAGGGCGUGGCCAGUGACGUGGCUGGUCCUCUUCUAUGGAGGUGUCCAACCAGUUCUCCUCCCUGGUUAUCUCCGACGCCGAGCCCUCCGUUAUUUCUGUUCUUGCCUCCUUUUCGCUCAACGACAUCCCUCACGAGGCAACUCUGCGUCGGCUGCAUGGCGCUGAGAAGCGGACUACUGACGCCGAAAAGCUACACCGCAGCCGCCGCCUGGCCGAGAAGGAGGACACCAACUUCAUUGACAUGACCACCAAGGCCAUCCGCGCGAAAGCCCGGCGCUUCGAUCUGCAGCUGGCCUCCGCUGCACUGGUUGACGCCCUUGAGGUCUCGGGCCUCACCAGCGUGCCGGAGGAACCGGUGCACGACUCUGCUGCUCUCGCCAAGAUAGCAGCCCUCUGUGGUGUCGAGCCAGAAGAGGUUGCGGAGGUGUCCUCCCCCGCUCCAUGAUCAGCUGUUGCCGCACCUCGACGUCGGCCGCUCGCCACGGCCGCUCCGUCUCGUUAUGUCUAGGCCUUACCUGCCCUUAUGGCAAUGAUCUCGAUCAUGUGUUACCUUCGUCCUGUGUUAGAUCUUGUUGUGCUCUAGGCUGCAACUCUUGCGAUCUUUUUGUAAGGCACCCGUUAUUUACUUUCCCUGUUCUCGCCCCCUUAGUAUGUCAUCGGUGCCUUUGUUGUAUGUCAUGAACAAGCUCAAGUUUAACUUC
This is a messenger RNA of Triticum aestivum (bread wheat), 2387 nucleotides long. RefSeq lists its product as uncharacterized. The record is from RefSeq and is a predicted model, not a curated record. The transcript is spliced from 2 exons. Bases 603 to 1931 code for a protein of 442 amino acids. Lineage: Eukaryota; Viridiplantae; Streptophyta; Magnoliopsida; Poales; Poaceae.